AUGAAAACAAAAAUCGCGGUAGCAAAAGGAGAUGGUAUCGGGCCGGAAAUCAUGGACGCAGUCCUGCAUAUUAUGAACGCCGCGGGUACUGACAUUGAAAUCAACGAAAUCGAAAUGGGCUUACCCUUCUAUGAACAGGGAUAUUCAUCCGGUAUGACGAACAAGGCAAAAACGAUCAUUGAAGAAACGGGGAUAUUGUUCAAAGGACCCAUGGAAACGCCGAAAGGCAAAGGGAAUGAAACGUACACUGUUUCAGUAGCUGUUGGUGUUACGGACUAUACGAAAGACAUGAAAACGUUCAUGAAAAAGAUACAUGCCGUAACCGACGGUGCUUUUGUUUUGUCGUGGCCAACAAAUGGUUUAAGAAUGGCAUUACGCCGAUAUCGAUACACUACACCAGUUUAUCACUAUAAUGAAGCAGACAUCCGGCGCUUGCAUGAAAACCUUUCACUCCAGUCCCUGGAAAUAGUACCUAUGCAGGGAGGGCACAUGAGUAUAGCCAGGAAGUGA
This is a messenger RNA of Ostertagia ostertagi, 510 nucleotides long. NCBI's taxonomy places the organism in Eukaryota, Metazoa, Nematoda, Chromadorea, Rhabditida, Trichostrongylidae. The record is from the annotation of a GenBank genome assembly.